UACAGUGAAUGGGCAUUACCUGCAGGAGAGUGGUACGGAUUGAUGGAAUGUUUCCUUGGGAGAACGCCACGUAAUAUUUGCCGUUCUACUUGCAUAGAAGAGAACGACCUGCACUGUGCCGCGGAGAACGAGCAGCAACUGCAUAAGGAGAGAUUGAACAAACAAAAGACCCAGCCACUUGCUUCCACUGCACCAGAAUAUGUGGAUUCCCCAGUCUGCCUCUACAGCCACCUGAGGACUCACCGGUAGAAAUCCUACCGGAAUUAAGUGAUCGCACUAACUCUCCGACUAGAAGUGGGUCAGGCGAUAUGACACCAGGCUGUGAAGAUGGUAGUGAGGGCCGAGAGAAUGGGGCAGAUGAAGCCUACGAAACCGUAAACACGUCGACUAUCUCUGAUGACAGCAUUCGUUUCUACGUCAACAUGAAUGUUGAACUGGAGCCAAAUGCAGAUGAAAAUGACAAUGCUGGAUGCGUCUUGCUACAUACAUCCAGAAAAUACCUGAAGUUGAAGAACUUUGAGGAAGAAGUGCGAGCGCACAAGGACCUGGACGAUUUCCUCGCAAAGGCUGGAAUCUUGCUGGACAUGUCAACCCUGUCGCUCGACGAUGUUCUCCAAGAGAUGCUCAAGCACAUUAUGAAGGAAUCUGAUAACAUGGAACCCAGCUGCAACCUGGAAGAAGUGAUGGGCAGUUUAUUCACUGAUUCAAGCACUUCUGAGGACGGCAAUGCAAAUGUGCACCUCCUAUCAGACACCAUUCAAGGAGUUUCUUCUACCACAACGGGUGUUCAGUACCAGCAGUCCUGGCUCUGUCUUCUGUGCACUGUCACAACGCUCCAGAGACGUCAUGUGUGUAUAAGCCGACUAGAGAGGCCUCAGAACUGGGGGGAGAAUUGCUGUGAAGUGCGUUACGUUAUUCUGAUCCUGGUGCCAGCCAAAAUGAAAAGCACAAAGACCGCCAUUGAAGUUGGAAGGACCUUUGCCACGAUGUUUGCUGACAUGAACUUCCGUCAGAAACUCUCAGAAGCUAAAACAAAAGAGGAGUUUAAAGAGACUCUAAUUCUUCAGCGACACCUUCUGACUGUGAUCCAUAGGGAGCCAAGUGAUAAAGAGGAUUCAAAGGAGAAGCAAAAUGAGCGAUCUCAGGCUUUUCGCCUAGGGAAGGGAAUGAUGGAUGACCUAAGGCGCAGGCUGCCUUUCUAUCUCUCCGAUUACACCGAUGGUAUUCUUGGAAGCAACAAGUCCAUCAGAAAGUACAUCACUACCAUCUUGUUUCUCUAUUGCAUCUGCCUACUGCCAACGAUAGCUUUUGGGUCUUUAAAUGCUGAAAACACGAGAGGGUCAAUUGAUGUGCAGAAAACCAUACUUGCCCAGUGCAUUGGAGGAGUGGCCUAUGCUGUAUUCGCUGGCCAGCCAAUGGGUAUAGUGUUAACAACUGCACCCCUGGCCUUGUACAUACACGUAAUCCAGGGCAUCUGUGAUGACUACAAUCUGAAUUUCUUUGCUUUUUAUGCCUGUGUUGGCCUGUGGAAUAGUUUCUUUUGUAUCAUCUAUGGUGUUGGUAACUUAAGUUCAUUGAAGAAGUUUUUCAAAAGAUCGACAGAUGAGAUCCUAGCCGUCUUCAUAUCCAUUGCAUUUGUGGUGGACGCUUGUAAAGGCUUGGCCAAAAUUUUUCAGGAUAAUUACUUCUGCCAUAACAUCCCUGGAGAGAAUGGAACACUUGGUUUCAAGUUUAAUGCCAACCAUUCACUCAAUACGACAGACCCUGACUCUGGGGCUCACCCCUGUGGCCGGGACAGUGCUGUCCUAAGUCUCUUCCUGAUGCUCGGUACCCUGUGGCUGGGGUAUACCUUGUUCCAGUUCAAGAAGAGCCCUUUCCUGCAUGCCCGGGUCCGAGAAACUCUAUCAGAUUGUGCCUUGCCAAUAUCGGUGUUGGUAUUUUCAUUUGUGGGAUCAUACCUUUUUAGAGAUAUCAAGGUUGCCUCAUUUAGUUAUAAUCCAAAUGAAGGCUUGUUCAAUCUGGCCCCAUUUCACCUUCUCUCUGUUGGAGCAAUAUUCGGUGGAAUGGGAUUGGGCUUCCUUCUCUCCAUGCUGUUUUACUUGGAACAGAACAUUGUGAUGUCAUUAACGAAUGCUCCUCAGAACAGAUUAAUGAAAGGCACGGGCUAUCACUGGGACAUCUUCCUUGUGGGCAUUGUUAACAUUGCGUUGUCCAUCUUUGGGUUGCCAUGGGUACACUCGGCAUUCCCUCAUUCGCCUUUGCAUGUCCGCGCUUUGGCCUUUGUGGAGCAGCGAGUGGAGAAUGGUCAUCUCUAUGAGAUCAUUGUUCGAGUAAGGGAGACCCGAGUGGCGGCGCUUGUGGCCCACGUACUGGUGGGGAUCUCGCUCCUGCUGCUGCCCGUUCCCCUCCAGUGGAUUCCAAAGCCUGUCUUGUAUGGGCUCUUCCUCUACGUUUCCCUGACCUCCAUCGAUGGCUGCCAGUUUUUUGAGAGAUUGGCUCUUCUAUUUAAAGAACAGACUUCCUAUCCACCCACACACUACAUCCGGAGGGUCCCACAGAGGAAGAUCCAUUUCUUUACCGGCCUCCAGCUAAUCGAGAUUGCCAUCCUCUGCGGCUUUGGAAUGGCCCCGAUACCGUACCUGAAGAUGGUCUUCCCGCCCAUCAUGCUGGCGAUGGUCCCCGUCAGGUGCCUCGUUCUUCCCAAGAUAAUUGAAGCUAAGUAUUUGGACGCCAUGGACGCAGAGCAUUAAGGGUCAGCAGAGGCUGGGCUUUGGACCUUGGGAGCUCGAGAUAAUGGGACUUACCUAGAGCAGAGUCGUUUGUAUUGUUUGCUGCUGAAGCUCAGGGUCGGGCCGAAGUCUUAGUGCACUGAACGAAGAAAGUGACUGGCCACGGCUGUCAUCUUUAUUGGGCCCCUAUAAUUAAAGGAGCCGCUUCCUAUGCUCCCUUCCCUUCUAAAUUUUUUUGCACCACACUUUGGAAAUUUCUUCGGAUGAGAUUGCACAAUAGAGAUAUGGCAAGGAGUGAUGGGAUUGACAGUUGAUGGAAAGGACCUUGCACAGUUUGCAUCUGUCCUGAAUCAUCCUCACUCUCCCAUUUACUGUCCCAUAGCUCGGGUAAUUAUAGGACUGGUAUUUCCAUUUAUAACCUUAAAAAAAAACUGCUGGGGCUUUCGCAACUGGCGUCUUUGGUACCAUCUGAAAAAGUGGUGGACCUGCAGGGGCAGGGAUGCUCCCUGAGAUGGUGUGGCUCCGUCCAUGUCAUAGCACUAGUCGCCUGGCAGGGAUGUCAUCUUCACCUUGGUGGUUUUGUUGCCUCCUCCUGGUGCCUUUCUGGUUAAUGCUUCUUUAAAGAUGAGAGUCGCAGGUUUGGGAGCCAUCACUUUUGUGGCUGUGGAUUGGCAGUGGCAGAAAGGGGGGGCUUGGAAGCCGGUGUGUGGCGGACUGUCAUGCCCAGUCAGGGGAAGACCGUGCAUUUCACCUACCCUGCUGAACAGGAGGAUUCUUGUCCCUCAUCCUGGUGAAAGCCAUAAACCAAAUCCUGGAGAAGCUGAUCCUCCUUCACUGCAUGCACACGUGUGUGUGUGUGUGUGUGUGUGUGUGUGUGUGUGUGUGUGUAUUUCUCCCUCUCGUUCACGGUCCCUUCCUUUGGCUUGCUCUGGCUCUCGUUCUCCCUCUCUGUCUCUGUACUGUAUGCAUCAUCCAUGGCUGCAGAGUUGUAAAUGGGUUGUACAUGUAAAUGGUUCGUUUCUACCACAGUGCGAUAACUCAAAGCUUGUCUGAUACUGUAAUAUAUCAUCAUGACACGGAUUAUUAGUUUGUUGAUGUCUGAUUCAUAUUGCCAUUGGUGAAAAAAUUAAAAUACUGGAAAUGUUUUCUAAAGUAUC
Messenger RNA from Mobula hypostoma (lesser devil ray), 3886 nucleotides. It is a transcript of the gene slc4a11, whose product is annotated as solute carrier family 4 member 11. The transcript has 20 exons. NCBI's taxonomy places the organism in Eukaryota, Metazoa, Chordata, Chondrichthyes, Myliobatiformes, Myliobatidae. Bases 309 to 2750 code for a protein of 813 amino acids. Gene Ontology annotation, cellular component: plasma membrane; basolateral plasma membrane. Gene Ontology annotation, molecular function: solute:inorganic anion antiporter activity. Gene Ontology annotation, biological process: monoatomic anion transport; transmembrane transport; monoatomic ion homeostasis. The record is from RefSeq and is a predicted model, not a curated record.